AUGUCUUAUAUUCCUCCACAUAAGCGACAUUUGAAGGAUCCGUCCAAACCUUCCCCUGUUCAAGAUUCUCUUGAUACAAAAUUCAAGAAGAACCUUAACUUCAAGAGUAGCAGUGAUAAACUCAACCGUAUUACAUUUUCUGAAAAUUUCAUUUCCAAAUGGUUUCUUGUUGGUUCAAAUGGAAUCGAGGAUGAGAUUUCUCCGUCUGUUAAGCUUGUGCCGGUUUCCUCUGAUUCUGUCGAAUGCAGAAAUGGAGAAAGGCCUUUGGUAUUGAUGAACAACGACCUCCAUAAAGAGAGCAAAGAAGAAGAGAGAACUAGGUGGCUGUUAGUAGCAGAGAAGGUCGAAGAGGAUCUUGUAUUUGCAUAUGAGCGAGCUAAGACUGCAAUAGAGGAGAACCAACAUGUCUUGAGAUUGGUUGCUAGGUUUGGUAAAAUUUUCUUUUAUAGGCGUCAAGCUGGUCCUGUGGCUGAAUAUUCUAAGAAAAACUUGAACAAGGUGUUCUCUACAGAUGUCCCAGCUUCUAACUUGCAACACAUCAAGUCUAAGGUUGUACCAAGCCAUGGAUUCUCUAUUGAUUUGAAGAAGGAAACAUACACCGUGAAGGUAUCUCAUUAUAAUCGUCCCAAUGAAACCAUCAACUGUAAAGGUACCAUUAAGGAAGAUGGAAAGCUCAGUAUGUACAAGGCCGAGCUUAAUGUUGUAUGGCAUAUGGUUGUUGAUGUGUCAUGCAUUGAUAAGAGUCUCGACAUGAGACUGAUGCUCGCUGCCAAAAGGAAAAUGACGGCUCUCACCGAGAAAGAGAUAAGUAGCAUCAAAGAGCUACUAGAUACAGCAACUGUUGAUCCAAAUGUGAAAGGUGGUUUAAGAUGGCCGCUUGCUAAAGCUUCAUCCGAAACUGGAUACAGAGUAUUUGAAGUUUGUCACGUUAGAGCUACUAUCUACAAAAACCAGACUCUCAGGCUUAGAGUUAGAGACACUGACAGAUUCAAUGAGAGGACUGGAACAGGAGCAGUCAAGAGGGAAGUGACUCUGAUACUUAAAGACAUCAACACUAAGUUACAGGAGGAGAACAUUGAGAGGGCUUGUGUUUUGAAAAUGCUUAGAGAUGCUCUUGGAACCAUAAGGGACUUCAUGCAUUGA
This is a messenger RNA of Microthlaspi erraticum, 1143 nucleotides long. The record is from the annotation of a GenBank genome assembly. NCBI's taxonomy places the organism in Eukaryota, Viridiplantae, Streptophyta, Magnoliopsida, Brassicales, Brassicaceae.